AUGUCCCGCAUUUACCAAAACGACUUCGGCAAACGUCUCAUUGCGUCUCGUCCUCCUUCAACUUCUAGCAGACCGCCGUCCACAUCUUCCGUCCGGUCUGUCACAUCGCAACGCUCAACUUUCGUCGCCAACAAGACAAUCACUGCACCUGCUCGAGUUAGGCCAGUGGGAAGAGCAGUCGUUCCUGCUAUUAUUCGUCAACCAUCACAAGUCGAUGUACUCAAAGGAAAAGUCGCAGCGAUGGAAAAGGAUAUUAUGGAGAAGGACGAACGGUUGCAAAUUGCAAAGGAGACAGCGGUAAUGCAGAAGGAAAGCAUAGGAAUGUACAAAGAGCGGCUAGAAGUGAUGAGCACGAAAGUGGACGCGCUGAACGUGCAAGUGGACGUGCUGAAGACGGAGAGUAGUAAUCUGAAGGCAGAAGACGAACAAAAGAAGGUGCGAAUCGGAGAAUUAACGAGCCAGUUGAACGAGAAGGAGAGUAUCAUGCGGAAGCUGCACAAUGAUGUCGUUGACUUGCGAGGCACGAUUCGUGUAGUUGUUCGUGUGCGUCAGAUGCUCAGAUCUGAAGUCGAAACGAGUGUUUCCGCUAUCGAAUACCCGACAAUCAAUUCCAUCAUUGUUAAUCAAGGAUCGAAAUCGUCUGGAGCAAUGACGUUUGAAAAAGUGUUCACACCUAUCUUCACUCAAAGUCAAGUGUUCUGUGAGAUCGAGGAUUUCAUUCUGGAUUUGAAUGAGAAGACAAAGAAUGUGUAUACUCCUCGCCCCCAAAAACAUAUCAACCCUCAUUUAUCACAGCUGUAUCCGAUGGAAAGUGAUGUGGAGAAAGCUGUUCUGAGCAUCUCAAGUCUGUUCAACUGCUCAGAAUCGAGCGAAGAUAUAAUCAAGACACUGACAUGCGACUCGCUUGUUGCCCUCGCCGUAGCUCCGUUAACACUGCAAAACAAAAAGGGAAUUGUGAAAAUUUUAAUGCAGUGGUCAUUCAUCACUGAUGUAGAUGAUGAAAUAUUAUCUGGAAUCAUUCAAUCUUUACGCUUCGCCGAUUUACAUUUCAACGAACUAUACGCCAUCCGAACCGCAUUGUUUAAUUAUUUGACUAAGCCAUCGAUCAACGACGAAACAAUUCUGAGAAUCCUCCCAUCUGGUAAACUUGAUCUGCAGCCGCGUCAGAAUCAACAGUUCAAUGGUGACGCCUGCUUGGAGUACACUUAUGUUCUCUCGAAGCUUCAGAAAGUCACUUCACUCGGCGUGCCGACGAUGUUCAAGACACUGACACAAUAUGAUUUCCGGAGAACUACAUACUUUGAACGAUCACAUCAAAUAGUUUCACAAUUAUCGACUUUUAAAGUCUCUGGAUUUGUGGUAAAUGAAAUCAAUGGAAAUCGUUUUGCAACUGGUUUUGGGAAAGCUAUCAAUGAUGUGGAGAUUACUGAGCCCCCACCGCAAACCAUUAGUCAUUACUCGGCAGUUGAAAACUAUGCCAACGGAUUGGAAUGGGUGACUGGAAAGAGUAUAGACCGAAUUUCAUUACAACGGUCGAUUGAAACACCAAAAAAAACUGAUUACGGAGAUGAAGAAGAGGAAGAAGAGGAGGAGGAAGAAGAGGAGGAAGAGGAAGAGGAAGACGACUCAGAUCAAAUGAAUGCAGAAUUAUGGACGUAUGACUCAGGCUACGACGGCUCUCCACAAUUGUCCCCAACAGAUACAUCUACUGCAACAUUUUUCGAUUUUUCCCUCUCACUUCAAGAAUCAGUUCAAGAUGAAAAAUAG
Molecule: messenger RNA, 1767 nt
Organism: Caenorhabditis briggsae
Lineage: Eukaryota; Metazoa; Nematoda; Chromadorea; Rhabditida; Rhabditidae
Exons: 5
Coding region: 1-1767 (588 amino acids)
Molecular function (GO): microtubule binding
Source: RefSeq, a predicted model, not a curated record